AUGGUUCCUCUCCCCCAGGAGCGAGGUGGCAACAACUCCUUCACCCAUGAAGCCCUCACGCUCAAGUACAAACUGGACAACCAGUUUGAGCUGGUGUUUGUGGUGGGCUUUCAGAAGAUCCUGACUCUCACCUAUGUGGACAAGUUGAUAGAUGACGUUCACAAGGAGUUCAGGGACAAGUACCGCAAUGAGUUCCAGCAGAAGGGCGCCCUGGGCCUCCUCAGCGGCACUUUUGAUUUUAAAGACGACUUCAUGCGCCUCCUUCGGGAUGCAGAGGAGAGCAGCAAAGUCCGAGCUCCCACGGUGAUGAAGACGUUUGAGCAGUCUCUGAAGUCCCAGAAGACUGUCAAGUGUAUGAUAGAAACCCGAGGGGAGAAACCAAAGGAGAAGGUCAAGAACAAGAAGAACAAAGGUUCCAAAAAAGAGGGAGCUGAAGCUGUCGCAGCGUCCGGGAAAGCGUCGGUGGGUGAGAAGCAGCAGCCCUCCCCAGCUGGGGACAGGGAGGAGCUGACCAAGGAUGAGAUCCUGCAGAAGAACCGAGAGGAAUUCUUCAGGAGACACAUCAAAGCAGGAGAGAAGUCCAGCAAGUCCCCAAAGCCUGAGGCACAGAAGGAGAAGGGCAAGAAGCCCCGAGUGUGGGACCUGGGGAACUCUAAUGCCAAAGUGCUGGAUUACAGCAACCCCGCUACCAACGGGAGCACCGAGGCCUGUCCUGCCGAGGAGUUUGACCCUGACAGAGCCCUGGGGGAUCGAAAUCGGGAGCCCGGCCGCCUCUAUGACCUUGAGUAUGAGAGCGAGGAUGAAGCUGAAGAGGAGAAGGUUCUUCAGAACCCUUCAAAACCCAGUGCGAAGAAGGGUGGCCUGGGGGGCAUGUUUGGCAUGCUGAAAGGUCUGGUGGGCUCCAAGAGCUUGACCAGGGAGGACAUGGACCCGGUGCUGGAGAAGAUGAAGGAUCACUUGAUCGCUAAAAACGUGGCAGCAGAGAUCGCAGUCCAGCUCUGCGAGUCCGUGGCCAAGAAACUGGAAGGGAAGGUGAUGGGAACAUUCACCACGGUGACCUCAACAGUGAAGCAGGCCCUGCAGGAGGCUCUGGUGCAGAUCCUGCAGCCCCAGCGCCGCGUUGACGUCCUGCGCGAUGUCAUGGACGCCCAGCGCCACCGCCGGCCCUACGUGGUGACCUUCUGCGGCGUCAACGGUGUCGGGAAGUCCACCAACCUGGCCAAGAUCUCGUUCUGGCUUAUCGAGAAUGGUUUCAGUGUCCUCAUCGCGGCCUGUGACACCUUCCGGGCGGGGGCGGUGGAGCAGCUCCGCACCCACACGCGUCGCCUCAACGCGCUGCACCCCCCGGAGAGCCACGGCGGGAGGACCAUGGUGCAGCUCUACGAGAAGGGCUAUGGCAAGGACGCCGCCGGCAUCGCCAUGGAGGCCAUCUCCUAUGCUCGGAACCAGGGCUUCGACGUGGUGCUGGUGGACACGGCGGGUCGCAUGCAGGACAACGCGCCCCUGAUGACGGCCUUGGCCAAACUCAUUGCUGUCAAUGCUCCUGACCUGGUCCUGUUCGUUGGGGAAGCGCUGGUGGGGAACGAGGCUGUGGAUCAGCUGGUCAAGUUCAACAAGGCCCUGGCUGAUCACUCCAUGGCCCAGACGCCGCGGCUCAUCGACGGGAUCGUCCUCACCAAGUUCGACACCAUCGAUGACAAGGUGGGAGCUGCCAUCUCCAUGACCUACAUCACGAGCAAGCCCAUUGUUUUUGUUGGUACUGGACAAACCUACUGUGAUCUGCGAAGCCUUAACGCCAAGGCCGUGGUUGCAGCGCUCAUGAAGGCCUGA
Chaetura pelagica (chimney swift) is the source of this 1830-nucleotide messenger RNA. It is a transcript of the gene SRPRA, whose product is annotated as signal recognition particle receptor (docking protein). The record is from RefSeq and is a predicted model, not a curated record. Gene Ontology annotation, molecular function: GTP binding; GTPase activity; signal recognition particle binding. The coding region runs from base 1 to 1830 and encodes 609 amino acids. The transcript is spliced from 13 exons. Gene Ontology annotation, biological process: SRP-dependent cotranslational protein targeting to membrane. Gene Ontology annotation, cellular component: signal recognition particle receptor complex; endoplasmic reticulum membrane. NCBI's taxonomy places the organism in Eukaryota, Metazoa, Chordata, Aves, Apodiformes, Apodidae.